GGAGUAGCGUCUUAAUCUUCGCGCAUGACCCGGGAUAGCCCUAAUUCAUACAGAUAUAUAUCUUCACCAUGCACCUCAACACUCUCGCCCCUUUCUUGUUCUCAUUCUACACCAUACUGCUAGUCUCUGCUCAGUUCCCAUCUACUCCCUCUCUUCAGCCUCUCUCCUCUUACCCAGGCUGUCCCCCAGACGGGCCCCUCCUCCCUCGACCCUCCAAUCUCGCUCAAUCCACGCCCGUCCAAGCAGCAGGCAAGAACCUCACCGCGUCUCUCGACGCCGCCCUCGCCGGCACCAUCAAGGCCGGCUGGAAUAUAGACAACGUCUCCUUCUCCCUGGUCGUGGUCUCGCCGUACGGGACAGGAUCAGACAGCCGUCCGAUCUGGGAAUACCACCACCGCGCGAGGAACAACACGCAGGGCGCCGACGCCGUGACCGGCGACACGCAGUACCUGAUCGGCUCGGUGUCGAAGGUCUUCUCGGCCCUCGUGCUGCUCAAGUCCGGCGUGGACGUGCAGUCGCGCGUGACGGACUUCUUUCCGGAGCUGAAAAACUCGCGCAUCCAGUGGGAGGAGAUCUCGCUGGAUGCGCUGGUCGAGCAUGGCGCGGGGAUUCCGCCGAAUUUUGUCUACGAAUUCUACUUCCUUCAGCCGGUCCACGAGAGCCUGGGUUUCCCUCAUCUGAAUGCAUCGCAGUAUCCCAAAUGCGGCGUGACGGGGCUACAUGACUCCUGCUCGAGACAACAGAUUCUCCAGGGUCUGCAGACCAUGGACCCAGUGGUGCCUGUGCACUCGAAGCCGGUCUACUCGCAGCUCUCGUUUCUGCUCUUCUCGCUGUGCCUGGAGCAAGCCACCGGCAAGAACUACACACAACUACUACACGAGACCGUCAUCUCCCCUCUGAAUCUAUCCAGCACCGGCGUGUCCCCGGGCGACUCCAACAACGCCGUGAUUCCAGAGGGCAUGUCAUCGUGGGGAUCCGACUAUGGGGAUAACGCACCAGGCGGCGGGCUAUACUCCUCCCCAAACGACCUCAGCACCCUCCUCGCCCACAUCCUCAACCACACCAUCCUCCCCCAUGCGUCAGACGUACGCAAAUGGCUCAAACCGUCCUCGAUGGCCAGCUCGCCCGGCACCCUAAUCGGCAAGCCGUGGGAGAUCCAGCGCACGACACACCUGACGCCAGCGCACCCGCACACCGUCGACAUCUACGGCAAAUCGGGCGGCGCGGCCGGCUACGUCACGCAGAUCGGGGUGAUCGAUCAGUACGGCGUCGGCGUGGUCGUCAUGACGGCGGGGCCCGUCGACUCGGUGAAUAUCCUGUACCCGGCCGUGCUGGGGACGUUCAUGCCUGCUAUCGAGGAGGAGGCGAGGGGUCAGGCGCGCAAGUAUACAGGGGAGUGGAGCACCACUCUCACCACCACCACUACCAACACUACUCCCAACAGCAACCCAAGCACCCACGCGAAUAAUCCCGCCCAGGACGAGGCCGAAAGCGAUCGAAUCCAGCUGACGCUGACGCAAGACGCCAAAGGGGGUCUGAAUAUCACCCGGCUGACGCGCAACGGGACCUCGAUCACCACGGCGCUGCAGAGCAUCUUCCGCACGGCGUACACGGCCCUGGGGUUUGGGAUCCUGGGCGCCGAGUUCCGCGCGUAUCCGUCGGAGCUGGAACGGGCGGUUCCCGCCGAGGAGGUGGUGGCGUUAUUGACGCAGGCCGGGGCGGACACGGGGCGACGGAACGGCACGAAUACGCGUCUCGUGCGACAGGAGUGGCGGGUGAAUCUGGACGUGGUGCCGCUGGACGGGGCGGCGGUGUCGGAUCUGCCGGGGCAGGGGAGUUUGGAUGCGUAUUGUGCGUCGUGGCAGGUGGUGGAUUGGAUGCGGUAUGGCGGGGAGGCGAUGGAUAAGGUGGUGUUUGUGGUGGAUGAGCAGAGGGAUGUGUUGGGCGUGGAGAUCCCAGCGCUGAGGGGAGAUUUGUUGGUGAGAUCUUGAGGGAGCAGAUAGAACUAGACUGUACGA
Messenger RNA from Aspergillus steynii IBT 23096, 2018 nucleotides. RefSeq names its product serine hydrolase domain-containing protein. The coding region runs from base 69 to 1991 and encodes 640 amino acids. The record is from RefSeq and is a predicted model, not a curated record. The transcript is spliced from 4 exons. Lineage: Eukaryota; Fungi; Ascomycota; Eurotiomycetes; Eurotiales; Aspergillaceae.